UUAAGAUAGACUGUGUGCUUUUCUGUCGAUAAUAUUUUAAUCGUCGACGCGUUACAAGGAGAAAAUGGAAGAACAUGACUCCCUUUCUUUUAAUUUGAAAAGUAGCGCCGGAAGCUUGGCGUUCAAUAUCGCUAGCCUUUCAGUACAAGCGUGAAUAGAGCGUAGUUUAAACGAAGGCGUCGUCUUCUCUGUCAUGUAAUAAAACACACUUCGUCGUGCGCGUUUCUCGCUUCCUUCGCUGCUUUUGAGCGACAGCGUCGGUUCAACUUGGUCUUCCCUCGGCGAGCUCGUAAUGUGCGCUUAAAAUGGUCAUCAUCAAGGUUUACGUCGCCUCGUCAAGUGGAUCUGUGGCGGUGAAAAAGCAGCAGCAGGCGGUGGUGGGCUUCCUGGAGGCCAACGGAAUCCACUUCCAGCAAGUGGACAUCGCCAUGCUGGAGGAGCAGCGGCUGUGGAUGUACCGCCACAUCCCUUGCGACAAGCGGCCGCCCAACGGCAACCCGCUGCCGCCGCAGAUCUUCAAUGACGACGUCUACCGCGGGGACUACGAGGACUUCUUCCGGUCCAAAGAGAACAACACCGUCUUUGCCUUCCUGGGCGUCACUUCUCAAGCCUCUGCCAAAGAGUCUUAGAGGGCGGUAGCGAACAGCAAGGUGAAAGCUCCUCCUGUGUCUCCUUACCGCGGACGCCAAACGUGGGACUCCCUCCAAAUCCUUUUGUACGUGCUGAUCAAAGAGACUUUUCGACCGCAAAGAGGGCAGCGUUGACAAUCAUGAAAUUGUUUGGCACCCUGUGUGCUCACCAGACGCAAUAUUUGG
This is a messenger RNA of Hippocampus comes (tiger tail seahorse), 815 nucleotides long. It is a transcript of the gene sh3bgrl2, whose product is annotated as SH3 domain binding glutamate-rich protein like 2. The transcript is spliced from 4 exons. NCBI's taxonomy places the organism in Eukaryota, Metazoa, Chordata, Actinopteri, Syngnathiformes, Syngnathidae. The record is from RefSeq and is a predicted model, not a curated record. Bases 306 to 629 code for a protein of 107 amino acids. Gene Ontology annotation, cellular component: cytoplasm.